GCAGAGGCGCAUUGUGUGUCGGAAAUGGGAAAACCCUGAGCCGUGAGGUUGUCGCUGCUGGCUUCACUGGAGUAUAGAGAGUUACACGACGGCAGAGAGAGGGAAGAACAAGCAACCCUGGAGUUUUAACCGGAGGAGACGUUAGUUCUUGGAGUGUUUUCGCUAUGAGCUGGGGAACGGAUCUUUGGGAUCAGUUCGAGAAUCUCGACAAACACACGCAGUGGGGCAUCGACUUCCUAGAGCGCUAUGCAAAGUUCGUCAAGGAGCGUCUGGAGAUCGAGCAGGCCUAUGCAAAGCAGCUACGGAGUCUGGUUAAGAAAUAUUGCCCAAAGCGCUCCAAAGAUGAUGAGCCCAGGUUCACAUCCUGUCUGUCAUUCUACUCCAUACUGAAUGAGUUGAAUGACUACGCAGGUCAGCGAGAGGUCGUUGCCGAGGAGAUGGGGCACAAAGUGUAUGGGGAGCUGAUGAGGUACUCACAGGACCUGAAGGCAGAGAGGAAACACCAUCUCCAGGAGGGACGAAAGGCCCAACAGUAUCUAGACCAGUGCUGGAAACACAUGGACAAUAGUAAAAAGAAGUUUGAACGGGAAUGCAAAGAGGCCGAGAAAUCACAGCUCAUCUAUGAAAGGCUAGACAACGACAUCAACGCCACAAAAUCAGAGGUGGAAAAGGCAAAGUCCCAGCUGUAUCUGAGACAACACAUGGCGGAGGAGAGCAAGAACGAGUAUGCAGCCCAGUUGCAAAAUUUCAACUCUGAACAGUGGAAACAUUUCAAUGCAGCCAUCCCUCAAAUAUUCAAGAAUCUGCAAGACAUGGAUGAACGGCGGACAGUCAAGCUUGGAGAGAUGUACCGGAGCUUUGCUGAGGUGGAACGAAGAGUCAUUCCCAUUGUCUCAAAAUGCUUGGAGGGCAUGGUGACUGCCGCUAAAAAUGUGGACGAGCGUAGGGAUUCUGGGAUUGUAGUGGAGUCAUUCAAGUCUGGGUUUGAACCCCCGGGUGAUUUUCCCUUUGAGGACUUCAGUCAGAACAUCCAACGAACAGGAUCAGAUGGCACCAUUGGGACCCCCAAAACGGAAGGAGGCAAACCGGAUCCCAAACACACUGUUGGCAGGGCCAAAAACAAACUCUGGCUUUUUGGGAAGAAACCGAAGCUUCCCCCAUCCAUUCCUCCCCCUUCCCUCCUGAGUUUUCCCUCUGGCCAUUUCCAGCCUCCUAAAUUCCCUACAGAGCGGAUAGCUAACCAUCUUUCUGAAAUGAGAAAUGCAAAAUCUAAGAUCCCAUCCUUCCGAGCUGUGAAAAGAGGGGCGCCAACACUAGAGGAUCUCAGCCACCUUCCCCCUGAACAAAGACGCAAAAAACUUCAACAGAGGAUCGAUGAGCUAAAUAAAGAACUACAGAAAGAAAUGGACCAAAGAGAUGCUCUUAACAAAAUGAAGGAUGUCUAUGAGAAGAAUCCUCAGAUGGGAGAUCCUGGAAGUCUCCAGCCCAAGAUUUCAGAGACCAUAUGCAACAUGGAGAAACUCCGCUCCGAGAUCCAUAAAAAUGAGAGUUGGCUAGCAGAGGUUGAAGGAAAGCACGGAUCCCGUAGUGAACGACGGCCCAGUGCAGAUGUGAACCACCACGCACCCCACGGCAGAGAGAGCCCUGAAGGCAGUUACACAGAUGAUCACAGUCAGGAGCAUCGGUCUCCACCGCAGCCAGACCCACAUGAAUUUGAUGACGAGUUUGAUGAUGAUGAUCCUCUUCCUGCUAUCGGCCACUGCAAAGCUCUCUACUCUUUUGAUGGCUCUAACGAAGGCACGUUGGUAAUGAACGAGAACGAGGUGCUCUACGUCAUAGAGGAAGACAAAGGCGACGGCUGGACGCGGGUUCGGAAACAAGGCGGCGAGGAGGGCUACGUCCCCACGUCCUACGUGGAGAUCACACUGGAGAAAAACAGCAAAGGUGCGGUCACCUACAUAUGACAACACCCACGGCAGCAGCGCCUAGUUAUGACAUCACACACGGGGGAGCGCGUGUCAGAUUUACCGUGACUCAUCAAGUGCAGCUCGGCCGACUGCCAUCUGUCUUUGUUCACCAUGUGAGCCCAAGGACAAACACACACAGACACACUGUCUAAAGUGACGAUUUUCUCUGCACUGUGACUUUGCGGCAGCAGAAUAAUCUGUAGAAUUGUAGAGAUUUGUAUUGCUUUUAUUCCAUUUUUAAUUAGUGCUCAAUGCACUGUUUUUAAUCACUUUUGUACGGUCAGAGCAAACCUGAACAAAAUGCAUCAGCUCCUUUUGAAUCAAAAAACUGUAAGCUCUCGUGGAUUUAUGCAUGUUGAAACUAAAUACACUCUACUUGGAGCGUCUCUCCAUUGUUUCUACAGUACAAUCGCAGUGUGAGGAUACAGAAUACAUGUACCUUUGACCUUUCACUUCAUGCAGUUCUUCCUGUUAUUUUCCUCAUAGUAGCACCAAACAUCUUUCACUUCAGCUUUUCCUGCGAGUGCUACUCUUUUUAAAUUUUUGACCUGAAAUUAAAAGCAUAUAAUAAAUACAAUCCAGAGCAGCACUCACUUGAGCUGGCUCUCUAGCGCCCUCUAUCUUCUCUGUUGGUGGACCUGUCAAUGACUCUGUCCUCUUCUUUUCUCUGUGGCUACAGGUUCCUGAUUGGAUGAGUGGGGUUCUGUGGUGUUUGGUGGAUGGGACUCACUGCUGUGGGUCUGUUAGUGGGGCGGUGGGGCGAAUUGAAGACCAAGAUUGUGUUGGGGCAGGUUGCAUGUUUGCAUGCUGUUUGUGUCAUGGCCAUUAACAUCAUUCCAUUGCAGCAGACGUUCGAGGGGAUAUCAGGGUGUGCUGGGAGGGCAUGGGAGAACGGGGAAUGACGCUCUUGAGCAAUAACGGAGAACCCAAAAAGAGUCGUUGCCUGGCACUAACAUAUUCAUCAGAAUGUCUGUCUGUCUGUCUGUCUGUCUGUACAGUCAUCUCAUGUUCAUCGUAACAUGCUCCUGCAUGACCCAGCCUUUCAUUCCUCAUUCCGUUCUUGACCCUUAAUAGGAUUUAACCACUUUUUUUGUCUCUUUUCUCUAUUGACUACAUUUCGACUGCAUUCCAUGUUAACCAUGAUUACGUUUCAAAAGCAUGACCAUUCAGAGUAGAGGAAGCAUGGUGCUUCCGUAGCCCCACAACAACAUCCACCCACUGGCCCCGCCCCCUUUUGCAUAGUCUGAGGCUGGAAGGAGCCGGAUGCAGUUCUGCAUUUGACCAGCAAGGGGAGCCAACAGCAUGUAAACAAGCAGAGAAGCGCAAACGAGGACCUCUGAAGACCAACCGUCAUCUCUGCCUUAAUUACAAGCCUCUUUGUGGAAACUAAAAGCCUGUAGGGGUCCCUCAGUACCCAAAAACAGCUCUCUGCGGUGCUUUUUCCAUUUCUCGUCCAGCUGAUGUCUCACAUGCUAAAAGAACACCGAACACGGUCACUGCCUCCUAACAAGGACCACACGUCUCCAGAAUCCGAUCUCAAGUGCGUGUAUUUGUGAAUGUGAUUCUUACAUAUAAAACUGUGUAUGCAUAUGGAUGCAUAUAUGCAUAUGUAUAUACCUAGUUAGUUUUUAUUAUUAAACUAUGUAUUAACAUCUUUAUUUCAGAAUGAAUGUUUUUAUCGUGACCUUUUUUUUAACUGAGCGAGUGACCUUCAGGCUUUGCUUUUAUGAACCGUGCCGUAAUCGCUUUGUAACCAGUUCUUCUUCCUGUCUGAACUCUUCUCAAUAGGACCCUGGUCUUAACCGAUGCACUUUUUACCCCGUUGCAUUUGAAUUGGAAUUUUAGGGAGUGAGUGAUGUCGGAUGUGAAUGCUUCAUUUCGUGUGAAUGUGUUGUACAGUAAGACAACGUUGACCACUAUAUACUGGGGUUUGUGUUGGAGCAAGAGCAACCGAGAAAUAAAUACCUAUGUCUGUU
Molecule: messenger RNA, 3943 nt
Organism: Labeo rohita (rohu)
Lineage: Eukaryota; Metazoa; Chordata; Actinopteri; Cypriniformes; Cyprinidae
Gene: fnbp1l
Product: formin binding protein 1-like
Exons: 15
Coding region: 165-1964 (599 amino acids)
Biological process (GO): signal transduction
Molecular function (GO): protein binding
Source: RefSeq, a predicted model, not a curated record